AUGGCGGCGGCCGUGCUGAUCGGCGCCGUCGCCGUCGUCUCCUACGUCUGUGGCUGGGGCGGUGACACUGACGAGAUGCCGUCUUCCUUGUUCACCGCUGCCACACGAGGUUCAGAGGACGCACGGCCGACGUGGAACCUCACCGACGAGCAGCUCCUCGACGGCCUCCUCUCCGCCGCGUUCAGCCGGCGGUCAUGCCGGAGCCGCUACGAGUUCGCCGGCUACUACAGGAGGAAGCCAGCGCACAAGCCUUCCCUCUACCUCGUCGCCAAGCUCCGCAAGCACGAGGCGCUCCAGAGGUGGUGCGGCCCCGGCACGGCGCCGUACAGGGAGGCGCUCCGGCGGCUCAAGUCCGGCGAUGGCGCCGGUGACGGCGGCGACUGCCGAUACGUCGUGUCCAUCGGCUACAACCGCGGGCUUGGCAACCGCAUGCUUGCCAUCGUUUCGGCCUUCCUCUACGCCGUCCUCACCGAGCGCGCGCUCCUCGUCGCGCCGUACGACGGCGACGUCGCCGCCCUCUUCUGCGAGCCGUUCCCGGGCACGACGUGGCUUCUCCCCGACGACGACGGCCGGCGGUUCCCGAUCCGGCAGCGUCUCCGGGACCUCGACGGUGAAUCCCAGGAGAGCCUCGGGAAUCUCCUCAGGAGCAACGCGUCGUCGUCGUCGUCGUCGUCGCCGCCGUGGCCGUACGUGUACCUCCACCUCGAGGGCGGCUUCCACUUCCAUGACUGGCUCUUCUACUGCGACGAACAGCAGCGGCGCCUCCGCGGCGUGCCGUGGCUGCUGAUGAAGAUGGACAGCUACAUCGCCCCGGGGCUCUUCCUCGUGCCGUCGCUCCGCGGCGAGCUCGGCCGGAUGUUCCCGGAGAAGGACGCCGUGUUCCACCACCUCGGCCGCUACCUCUUCCACCCGGCCAACGCCGUCUGGCACGCCGUCACGGCCUACCAUCGCGCCCACCUCGCCGGCGCCGGGCGGCUCGUCGGCAUGCAGCUCCGGGCGUACCACGACGAGACGCCGGCGCUGUCGCGGGUCGUGCUCGAGCAGGCCCUCUCCUGCGCCCGCAGGGAGAAGCUCCUCCUCCCCCCGCCGGCAGCGGCAGCAGCAGGGACGACGACGAACGCGUCGGACACGGCGGUGCUGGUGACGUCGCUGAGCCCGUGGUACUACGGGAGGAUCCGCGACGAGCUCGGCGGCGCGGCGGCCGGCGGCGUGCACCAGCCGAGCCACGAGGGGCGGCAGCGGUCGGAGGACGCGGCGCACGACAUGAGGGCGCUGAGCGAGAUGUACCUACUCAGCACCUGCGACGUGCUGCUCACCACGGGCCUCUCCACCUUCGGCUACGUCGCGCAGGGGCUCGCCGGCGUGCGGCCGUGGCUCAUGCCGAGGCGGCCGCCGUGGGAGGAGCCCGACGCGGAGGUGCCGGAGCCGCCGUGCGCGCGGGCGGCGUCGCCGGAGCCGUGCUUCCACGCGCCGUCCUACUACGACUGCGCCGCGAGGAAGAACUACAGCGACAUUGGCAAGGUGGUGCCAUUCGUGCAGCGCUGCGAGGACGCGAGUUGGUGGAUCAAGCUCGCCAAUGGAAGCAGACAAUGGUAG
Oryza brachyantha (malo sina) is the source of this 1596-nucleotide messenger RNA. RefSeq names its product galactoside 2-alpha-L-fucosyltransferase-like. Gene Ontology annotation, cellular component: membrane; Golgi apparatus. Gene Ontology annotation, molecular function: galactoside 2-alpha-L-fucosyltransferase activity. NCBI's taxonomy places the organism in Eukaryota, Viridiplantae, Streptophyta, Magnoliopsida, Poales, Poaceae. The record is from RefSeq and is a predicted model, not a curated record. Gene Ontology annotation, biological process: xyloglucan biosynthetic process; cell wall biogenesis. The transcript has 2 exons. Bases 1 to 1596 code for a protein of 531 amino acids.